Messenger RNA from Venustampulla echinocandica, 1047 nucleotides. RefSeq names its product Sterol-4alpha-carboxylate 3-dehydrogenase (Decarboxylating). Gene Ontology annotation, biological process: steroid biosynthetic process. The record is from RefSeq and is a predicted model, not a curated record. Lineage: Eukaryota; Fungi; Ascomycota; Leotiomycetes; Helotiales; Pleuroascaceae. The transcript is spliced from 2 exons. Gene Ontology annotation, molecular function: 3-beta-hydroxy-Delta5-steroid dehydrogenase (NAD+) activity. Bases 1 to 1047 code for a protein of 348 amino acids.
AUGGAUACCACGCAACGCAUCGUAUCUGCCCUCGUUAUUGGAGGUUGUGGUUCACUUGGCCACCGCGUCGUCGAGCGGCUACUCAAGCUUGAGCCGCCCCCUCAAGUCUCCGUCUUCGAUCUGAAUACCACUCAGAAUCGUCUACCCUCCGUAGAAUACUACGACGUGGAUAUCUCGGACAGGUACCAAGUCUAUUCUGCGUUGAGCAAAGUCCGGCCACAGGUCAUUUUCCACACAGCGUCCCCUCCACCUGGCCUUCUGGACCUUCCUCUAUAUAUGAAGGAGCUUGGCACGAAAGCAUUUGUGUAUACAUCAAGUGCCUCCGUUGUUCAUGAUUCCGUCAGCGAUUUAAUCGAAGGAGAUGACUCCCUACCUCUAGUAUAUCUGCCGGUGCAGCAAGAAAUAUACUCGCACUCCAAGGCGGUGGCCGACCAACUUGUGCUUGAUUCCAAUAGCACCACUGAAGGCGGGAUGCUGACCACCUCAAUUCGCCCCUCAGGAAUAUUCGGAGAGAAUGAUGCCACUGCCAAGGGAUUCGUGGACACUGCCGCGGCUGGAAAGCUCAAAUUCCAAAUCGGCAAUGGCAACAACUUAUUCGACUGGACAUACAAUGAAAACCUCGUGGAUGCACAUAUCCUAGCAGCCCAAGCCUUGCUGAAGAGUCAUAUUGAGCCUCCAUCCGCCGACAUGCGUGUUGCUGGCGAGGGUUUCCUCAUAAGUAACGAUGAGCAUAUGCCUUUCUGGGAGUUCGCACGUGCGAUUGGUGAUGCCGCGGGACACCCGACGAGAAAAGAAGACGUGCGUGUCAUACCAAAGAUUGUCGGGCUCGCAAUGGCAACGAUUGCCGAGUGGGUGGUUUGGAUUACCUCGUUCGGGCGGAAGAAAUCUAGAAUGAACAGAAUCGGCAUCAGAUAUAGUUGCAUGACCAGGACAUAUCGGAUUGACAAGGCAAAGAGAAGAUUAGGAUACAAACCGCGAGUCAGCUUGCGAGAGGCCAUUCAGCGGGCGGGAAAGUCUUUCAGCAAUGAGUUGAAGAAAACGAAGUAA